Molecule: messenger RNA, 2341 nt
Organism: Drosophila mauritiana
Lineage: Eukaryota; Metazoa; Arthropoda; Insecta; Diptera; Drosophilidae
Gene: Hpr1
Product: THO complex subunit 1
Exons: 5
Coding region: 95-2200 (701 amino acids)
Biological process (GO): regulation of DNA-templated transcription elongation; signal transduction; mRNA export from nucleus
Cellular component (GO): THO complex part of transcription export complex
Molecular function (GO): protein binding
Source: RefSeq, a predicted model, not a curated record
AGUUGGCAGCACUAAUCGUGAUGUUUUAAUUGAAAACACACAAAUUACUUUACUGUUUUCAGCUAUUGUCGCCACAAUUAUUAUUUAAAGCAAUAUGAGCACCGCCGUAGAAGUGGCUAACACGGCUCCGGAGAAGUUGGCCAACUACUUUGCGCUACAGUCGGCGUUUGAGAAAGCCCUUGAAUUGGCCAUCACCGACGGCAAAGUGGAGCUGUUGGUCAAGGAGUACAAUAGAUUCCCGGCCAACACCGAGCACGACAAGCGCUUACCCAUGGACCAUGCGUUCCGGGUGCUCCUGAUGAAGCGGCUGGAUGAAGAUGUGAGUCGCAUUGGGGAGCUUGUACGCCUAUCCGUGGAAGCCACGCGGGCCGAGAUUGUGUCCAACACCAUACCCGUGGUGCUGCUGAUCGACACCUUCGAUGUGGUCACGCUGGACAAGUGCCAGAAGAUAUUUCAGUUUGUCGAGGAGAUGGUGGAGGUGUGGAAAGAAGAGAUCUUCUUUGCCUCAUGCAAGAACAACAUUCUACGCAUGUGCAACGACUUGCUGCGUCGACUUUCACGCACCCAGAACACCGUCUUCUGUGGCCGCAUCCAGCUCUUCCUCUCGAAGUUCUUUCCCUUUUCGGAGCGGUCUGGCCUCAACAUCGUCUCCGAGUUCAACCUGGACAACUUUACGGAAUAUGGCCUGGACAGCAAGGACCACGACGAAAGCGACAACAAGGAGCUGGAGGACACCGCUGAGGACAUCCCCUUAAAGAUCGACUACGACCUGUACUGCAAGUUUUGGUCGCUGCAGGACUUUUUCCGAAAUCCCAACCAGUGUUACAACAAGCCGCAGUGGAAGAUGUUCCAGAUGCACGCUGAGAAUAUACUACAGUCCUUCUCGAGCUUCAAGCUGGAGGACGUGCGCCAAAGUAGCAACGACAAUGCGAGCGGUUCUGACCAAGCAAUGGAUGUGGACGAAGAGGCCGUUGACGCUACAGCGGUGACCUCCGUCAUUAAGGCGAACCACUUCUUUGCCAAGUUUCUAACCAAUCCCAAGCUUUUGGCUCUGCAGCUCUCCGACGCCAAUUUCCGACGUGCCGUUCUGGUGCAGUUUCUUAUUCUAUUUCAGUACCUGCAAGUCAGUGUAAAGUUUAAAAGUGAUACUCAAACCUUGACUGCAGACCAGGCAGACUUUAUCAAGGAAACAGAGUCCCGUGUUUAUAAGUUGCUAGAGGAGACACCACCGUACGGUAAGCGGUUUUCACGGACAGUGAGUCACAUGCUGGCCCGCGAAGAGAUGUGGAACAACUGGAAGAACGAAGGCUGCAAGGAAUUCAAGAAGCCCGAGGAACCAACUCCCAGCGAAGAGGACUCGAAGCCAACUCCCAAUAAAAGACCACGACGCCCAUUGGGCGAUGCACUGCGCGAUGCUUCCCGCAGCGGCAAGUUUUAUUUGGGAAAUGACAACCUAACACGUUUGUGGAACUACUCUCCAGAUAACCUGCAGGCCUGCAAAAGCGAACAGCGAAACUUCCUACCGCUGCUAGAGACAUAUUUAGAAACGCCGCACGAAAAGGUGGAUCCCGCUUUUGAGUGGCGAGCACUGCGCUUGCUUGCCCGCCAGACACCGCACUUCUUUACGUCGCUCUCUCAGCCAUCGAGCAAGAUCUCCGAUUAUCUGGAGCAAGUACGCAAACGUCUCAUCAGGGACAAGGAGCCCAAACCUGCUGCCCUUUUAUCGAACAACUCUUCGGAGAACAGUUUUGGUCUGUCGGCCAACAACGUUCAUACGGAGGGCGAGCAGGAUGCUACGGUCGCCCUUCAGGACGGUGAACCAGAGCAGGAUCUUGAAGUAGAGGACAACGAACCUGUGGUGGAAGAGGUGGAUGAGGUACCGGCGCACGAGAAACCCCUUAUGGUUACCAAAGAGCAUAUCGAAGAGGUGGCGCCCCUUAUAGGCGAGCCAUGGAUGAAAGUGGGAAAGAAGAUUGGUUUCACCAACGACGAACUCCUCUUCUUUCAAAUGGAGCAUCCUACGGCGAACGUGGCCUGCGUUAAGAUGCUGACAAACUGGAUAUCCGAUGACGACGACGCCACCCUGGAAAACUGGGCGUACAUGCUAGAGGGAUUGGAGAUGAAUAAGGCCGCCGAAGCGGUGAAGGCCAUUAUUGAGCGCGAAAAGUCUGGAACCACUGGCGCCUUCUGCCUCCGGUAACAACGUUUAGGUUCUCUCCGAUUAGCAUCAUCGCCAUGCCGAUCCCACCCUAGUUAUUAUAGGCUACUUUAGAUACGUUACAAUCAUCAAACUUCUUUAUCACAAGUAAAAGUAUGGGCGAAUAUAGAUUCCCAAUCACCA